Molecule: messenger RNA, 800 nt
Organism: Salvia hispanica
Lineage: Eukaryota; Viridiplantae; Streptophyta; Magnoliopsida; Lamiales; Lamiaceae
Source: RefSeq, a predicted model, not a curated record
UCAUGGGUGAUGCAACUGAGUCUCUGAUGCAUUCUUGCAAUGAUCUUGCUCUAAAUGCAUCAUACUACUUGAAAGCCGGAGCCCACUUCGUUACGAUAAUUAAGGUUUGUGUUGCCAACUAUACUUGUGUAGUUGAUGAAGAUUUACAUUUUGUUUGUUCUGUACUUCCCAUUCAGGCAAACUGCAUAGACUUGACAGUGUCUGCUGAGGCUGUGUUUGCACAGGAAGUGAAGAAGUUACAAGCAGAACAGUUCAAACCAGCUAAGCAGAUUACUCUCGAACAUGCUUGUGUUGUUGGUGGCUAUUGCAUGCCAAAGAAGCACAAGGCUGCUACCUAACAGCUUUCAAUACACCAAUUUUCCUAAUUGAGGUGUGAUAGCUUCCCUUUUCAGCAACUUGUGAAUUUAGAUGCACAUUUGUUUCCUUAGCAACAUAGGAAGACUAGCAUCCUAAUCAUAGUUUGUUGGCCUCCCCACUUCUUCAACCGCUCCGUUGUCUGCUCAACCUGCAAUUUCCCUUUCUUGUUAUACACCUAGACAGCAAAUCAAUGGUGACAUGAAGAAGUUUGUUGAGUUGAACAAUGACAUAGCAACUGAAAAGCUAUGGGGACGCCUAUAACCCAAAGUUUCACCGAUUCCAUGAAGAAAACUUUCCACCAUCAUUUCAGACCUAUCGUCGGAAGGUAGUCUCCAUCACCCCCGGUGAUCUUGCCGGAACUCCUUAAUUUGAAGAAGCCGUGCAUCCAUAUAGCGGGCGUGGUGGUUGAUGUCAACUAAAGAGGGAGAGUUUUUUAGGUAUAC